GUUGUUGAGAGGCUGCAGAAGUCUCAGCUUCAGGUUUAUGUGGAACUGUUUCAGAAUGAGUUUGUCUCUCAAAAACUCGACAGCUUCUACGAUGCAACUAUUGAGAUAAACACAUAUACCUAUGGACUCGGUAUCAACGGAACCAUCACCGAAUACCCUUUCACAGCAGCAAGAUACAAACGGAAUCGAUGUUUGGGCAGAAAAGUAAUACCACCUUACAUGUCAGCCAUUGAACCCGGUGGCCUCUUAAAUUAUCUUGUGAGUCCUCUGUCCUUACCUCCGGCCGAAGCUCCAAACCUUGUUUUCACAAAUGCUGAUGUCAGUGAGCCACCACUACCUCCGGUAGCAAAAGCAUUAACCUCAUCAACCAAUGCAGGAGCACCUAGCGGACAAACCCGACUCCCUAUUUUUCUCUCUGGUUUUUUUGCCUCUCUUCUACUUAUGUGAGCAACGCUAGAUCUCAUCUCCUCUCUGUUUUAUAAUAUCUUUAGGCCUCGCGUGUUUUUCCUUGGGUAAACUCAGUCAAAUCUUAAUUUGUAGCAACCAUAUUUUUCAUAAAAAUUCUUAUUCACUCUU
Messenger RNA from Camelina sativa (false flax), 576 nucleotides. The record is from RefSeq and is a predicted model, not a curated record. Lineage: Eukaryota; Viridiplantae; Streptophyta; Magnoliopsida; Brassicales; Brassicaceae.